Messenger RNA from Megalobrama amblycephala (Wuchang bream), 1266 nucleotides. Its product is annotated as keratin, type I cytoskeletal 19-like. NCBI's taxonomy places the organism in Eukaryota, Metazoa, Chordata, Actinopteri, Cypriniformes, Xenocyprididae. Gene Ontology annotation, molecular function: structural molecule activity. The record is from RefSeq and is a predicted model, not a curated record. The transcript has 7 exons. The coding region runs from base 49 to 1266 and encodes 405 amino acids.
AGUGGACUGCUCAGCGGAGGACAUGGUGAAAGAUUUGGUGCAAGAAUCAUGGCUGGAGGGUGCUCUGGAAGGGAUUAUGACUACCUCCAGAAGACUGAGAAGGCCACCAUGCAAAACCUGAAUGACCGUCUGGCAUCCUACCUAGAUAAAGUGCACUCUCUGGAGGCUGCCAAUGCCACACUGGAGAGGCAAAUCCGGGAGCACUAUGAGAAGAAGGGGCCGAUCUGCCAGAGAGACUACAGUUGCUACUUGAACACCAUUGAUUGCCUUCAGGAAAAGAUUAAAGAUGCUACUAUCAACAACGGCAAAAUCCUCCUGCGUAUUGACAACUCUAAAUUGGCUGCUGAAGACUUCAGGAUAAAGUAUGAGAAUGAGUUGUCGAUACGGCAGUGUGUGAAGGCUGACGUCGAUAACCUGCGUCGCAUACUUGAUAAGACAUGCCUGGCUAAGGCCGACUUGGAGAUGCAGAUCUGCGCUCUGCAGGAGGAGCUGGUAUAUUUGAAGAAAAAUCACCAGGAGGAAGUGGCAGCACUAAUGUGUCAGCUGACAAAUGCAAAAGUGUGUGUGGAAGUGGAUGCUGCUCCUCAGCAAGACCUAAAAAAAGUUUUGGAUGACAUCCGUUGUCAUUAUGAGACCAUCAUAAACAAACACUGCAGAGAACAGGAGUGCUGGUUCAAAGAGAAGACGGCAGAUCUGUGUAAAGAUGCUUCCACCAGCACAGAGUGCCUAGAAACCUCCAUAUCACACAUCUCAGAAUUGCGACGUAAUUUGCAGAACUUGGAGAUCGAGCUACAGUCUCAAAUCAGCAUGAAAGGAGCACUGGAGUGCUCACUGUUGGAUACAGAGGCUAUGUACAGCGCUAAGCUAGCACGCUACCAGAAAUACAUCGACACAUUCGAGGCAGAGCUUUGUCAGGUGCGCUCUGGCAUUGAGCAGCAGGGCAGAGACUAUGAUGCACUGCUGGACAUCAAGAGCCGUCUGGAGCAGGAGAUCGCCACUUACAGGUGCCUCCUGGAAAAUCAGGGCAGUAGAGGUCGCUGUGAGCGCACUAGAUUCAGUAGCAGCGCUGAUUCUCGCAGCUCUCGCCGGGUGCAGUGGCGCGCGCCUGUAAUCCAAGCUACUGGGAGGCUGAGGCUGGAGGAUCGCUUGAGCUCAGGGGUUCUGGGCUGCAGUGGACUAUGUCGAUCGGGUGUCCGCACUAAGUUCGGUAUCGAUAUGGUGCUCCUGGGGGAGCCCGGGACUACCAGGUCGUCUAAGGAGGGGUGA